AUGGGAAGUAUUAGCGGUCGUGAAGGAAGAACAUUCAACUUCUUGAAAGAUCAUUUUCUAGGGUUGCCGAGGGGAGCAAAACGCUUCUGGCUCAAGCUGAUGAAAGUGGCGUAUUACCAAGUAACUGGGAAAUUGUCGAAAAAGCGUGCUACUGAAAUAGCAUUCACGGCAUACCACAAAUUGCCCUUAAAGGAUUGUAAAGCACUCGAAGAUAGUGAGUUCGCAGACAUGACGGAUUUUAUGGGUUAG
This is a messenger RNA of Cooperia oncophora, 249 nucleotides long. Lineage: Eukaryota; Metazoa; Nematoda; Chromadorea; Rhabditida; Trichostrongylidae. The record is from the annotation of a GenBank genome assembly.